Bactrocera tryoni is the source of this 1217-nucleotide messenger RNA. RefSeq names its product CD63 antigen. Gene Ontology annotation, cellular component: membrane. Bases 1 to 891 code for a protein of 296 amino acids. The transcript is spliced from 5 exons. The record is from RefSeq and is a predicted model, not a curated record. NCBI's taxonomy places the organism in Eukaryota, Metazoa, Arthropoda, Insecta, Diptera, Tephritidae.
AUGGCGCGCGAUCAAUUGAAUUCCGGCAUGCGUUGUGCAAAAUUUAUGCUAGUAAUCGUUAGCUUUAUGUUUGCGCUCACCGCGGUUUUGCUUAUUAUGGUCGGCUCAACAAUCCAGGCGAUAUUCGGCGAUUUUAGCCAAUUCAUCGACGGUCACUUCUUCUCGCCGCCUGCAUUGCUCAUCGCCAUCGGUUUCAUUUUACUGCUAGUCGCAACAUUGGGCGCUUAUGGUGCGGUCAAGGAGAGUGUAAUGCUAAUCAAUUUGUACGGCGUUAGCUUGUUCCUGGUGUUCAUACUGGAAGUGGCUGCCGCCAUUUCUGCCUUUGUAAUGCAAACCCAAGUGCGUGGCAUGCUGAUGCGCACCAUGAACGAUUCCCUCAUCCACUAUAAUGAGAACGAGUAUGUGCAAAUGGGUGUGGAUUUCAUGCAGGAAACCCUCGGCUGCUGUGGCGUUAAUAGUCCGUUGGACUGGAAACCACUGAAUAGCACUAAUGCCGAAAUUGAGGUGCCAGCAUCUUGCUGUGAUGAGACCUCUAUCGAUGACGUCAAUUACUGUAUUAGCUCUUACGACAGCGGUUGUUUGGCACGUAUGGACUUUAUUAUCUCGCAGAGCACAAUGCUCAUUGCUACCGGCGCUACCACUGUGGCCUUUGUGCAGUUACUCGGCGUACUCUGCGCCUUCAUGUUAGCCAAAACGCUACGUCGCAACAAAUCGAUACGCGAAGCACGCCGCUGGCAGCUACAACAAAGCUUGGGUGUACUUAUUUCGGGUGGCAAGGUCGUGCCACCGACCAAUUCACCGAUUAACGGCUAUACGCAAUUGGAACGCGCUGAACGUUAUAUGGAACACGAUCCUGUAACGUAUACGCCAAGCAGUCCCAGUGUUAAUUAAGCACGCGUGAGGGAGAGUGGAUGUGAGUAGUAGCAGAGAAAUGGCCACAAAUAGAAAUGUAACAGUAAAGUGCCUAAAAGAAAAUGUUUUUUCUCAUCAUUGUUUAUUGUAUUAUUGUAAUAACAGUUAUUUUUAAAUACAACAAAAAUAAAAAUGUAGUUUAUAUCAAAUCUUGUAAUUUGCGCUUGAAAAGGACAGUUUGAAAUAUCUAUUACAUAAACCUACCAGUAUAACUGUAAAGCGUUAAUUUAUAGCGUGCAAUUUUAACUAACUGUAUUAGCAAGUAUAUUGUGACAAAAUAAAAUAAAAGUUUUAUUCAAGUGAGA